UCAUGCUGCUGCCAGGUCCAGCUAGUGUCUCAUGGGUCCCUGUACGGCCUCCCAUUGCUGCUGUCUCCAUCGCCACACUCUGCCAUGUGCCACUUUCAGGUCUCCUCACACUGCCUGGUGGGUUCCAUUUUGUCAUAGGGUGCUGGCAGAUUACGGGCCUCCCAUUGCUGCUGCCAGGCCCGUAAUCUGCCAUGGGCCCCCGUACCGCCUCCUCAUGCUGCUGCCAGGUCCAGAGUGUCUCAUGGGUCCCUGUACGGCCUCCUAUUGCUGCUGUCUCCAUCGCCACACUGUUGCCAUGUGCCACUUUCAGGUCUCCUCACACUGCUGGUGGGUUCCAUUUUGU
Molecule: messenger RNA, 343 nt
Organism: Staurois parvus
Lineage: Eukaryota; Metazoa; Chordata; Amphibia; Anura; Ranidae
Source: the annotation of a GenBank genome assembly